AUGAAGCAAAAGAGGCUGAGAAUUUCCCCGGAUUUCAGUUCCUCGCCCGAAGUCACAACGUUCUCGCCUGAGGCCGCGUCACAGAUUGAGCAGGUUGAGCGGGUUGAGCAACGUGGGUGUGUAUGUAAGCCCGACUCCAACUCGCCCGCUCUCCAGACGACCUCCAGACGACCUCCAGACUCCCAGACCUUCGAGUCUGCCCUCCUCGUCCUCCACUCUCCCGAACUCUCCUGCGACGACUGCUCCUGCUGCGACUCCGGCUCCGCUCCUCGUCCGCCUCUCAUCUUCCCACCGCGUUUCCACCCGUGUCCACUUGGCGGCCACUGGCCCGUGGAGCUCCACUCCCGCAAAGUCCGAUGA
Penicillium macrosclerotiorum is the source of this 360-nucleotide messenger RNA. RefSeq lists its product as uncharacterized. The record is from RefSeq and is a predicted model, not a curated record. The transcript has a single exon. Lineage: Eukaryota; Fungi; Ascomycota; Eurotiomycetes; Eurotiales; Aspergillaceae. Bases 1 to 360 code for a protein of 119 amino acids.